This is a messenger RNA of Schizosaccharomyces octosporus yFS286, 1517 nucleotides long. RefSeq names its product gfo/idh/mocA family oxidoreductase. The coding region runs from base 121 to 1227 and encodes 368 amino acids. The transcript has a single exon. The record is from RefSeq and is a predicted model, not a curated record. Gene Ontology annotation, molecular function: nucleotide binding. NCBI's taxonomy places the organism in Eukaryota, Fungi, Ascomycota, Schizosaccharomycetes, Schizosaccharomycetales, Schizosaccharomycetaceae.
AUCCGUCCAAGCAAGCUUACCCACUCUCUAUACAAAAAAAUAGUAGAUUUUCUUGUUGUGUAGAUUCGAGUACCAUCUUUAAUUCAUUCUUUGCUACCUAGAAAGUAAUAUCUAUAGACCAUGAGCCCUAUCAAAACCGCAGUCCUUGGAACAGGCAUGUCUGCCUUUAUAUUCCAUUACCCUUUUUUGGAAGCAUUGCCUGAAAAGUUCGAGAUUUAUGCUGCCUGGGAGCGUCGUGCAACUGCUGAACAUUCCAAAGCACGUAGCGCAUACCCAAACAUCAAGGUGUACACUCAACUAGACGAACUUUUGGCUGACCCUAAAGUAGAGUUGGUGGUCGUGUCUCUUCCUCCUGACGCUCACGUGGACGCAGUUACUGCCGCUUUGAAUGCAGGAAAGCAUGUACUUUGUGAGAAACCAUUCACACCUACUUAUGAAGAAGGAAAGCGAUUGUUCGACUUGGCCAAGUCCAAGAACCUCUUGUUGGCCGUCUACCAAAACCGUCGUUGGGACGGUGACUUUUUGACUGCAAAAGACGUUAUCGACAGCGGUCGCUUAGGUGACAUUGUUGAGCUUGAAUCCCAUAUUGACCGUCACCGUCUGUUCCGUAAGGGUAACUGGAAAGACGUGCCUAGCCCAGGUUCUGGUUUAGUUUACGAUUUGGGAGCUCAUUUGAUUGAUCAAGCAGUUUAUCUUUUUGGUGUUCCUGAAUCUGUGACCGGAAAAGUGUUUUGCCAACGUCAAAUUCCUCCUUUGGAAGUAGAAGACAAUUUUACCAUUGUUUUGCACUAUCCUGCCAAGGAAGGUAAGCUUCCCGUUGAGGUGAUUUUACGUUCCACCAGCAUUUCUUGUGGUCUCUCCUUCCGUUAUUGCAUCAAGGGUACCCGAGGUACAUUCUUGAAAUUUGGCUCUGAUCCCCAAGAAGGCCAACUUAACAAGGGAAUGAAGCCUUCAGAAGGAGGUUAUGGCCAAGAAUCUUCUGAAAAUUAUGCUAAGCUAUGGACCGUUCCUUUAGAUGCCGAUGUCAAAGCACUUCCUGCACCUGCCUUGAGUACCGUCCCCACCAUUUCUGGAAACUACCUUGCAUUAUAUGAAGAAGUUUAUGAGAGUAUUUCGAACAAAUCUUUUACUACUUCUGUUCUUCCUGAACAAGUCUUAACAGUCGAAAAGAUUAUUGAGGCUGCCUACAAGAGUUCAGAAACUUCGGCUUCUGUAAAGAUUAAUUAAUUUACGCACGUUUACGAUUUUUUGGGAUUUUUUUUAUAAAUUUCCCCUGCAAUCAUUAAAUCUUUAUUUUUUUAGAUGUCACUUGUCUCAAAAAAAAAAAAAAAAAAAAAAAAGAAAUUGAAUUUGAAUUUGAAUCACAUAUACAGAAAUGCUCGCUCAUUUCAUCCCCUUACCGUUGGUAAGCCGGACCUAGAACUUCUUUAAUAAAAUUUUCUCUUCUUCAUUUUUUACUUUUUUAAAUGAAAAUGAACUGUGACUCAAAUUCAGUCGGUGUCACUAUUAAACCGGUG